GUCAGCUGAAUGCACUCAGAGUUCCUGCUCUGAGCCUCGAGCUCCGCUUCCCUGUUGAGAGAGAGAGAGUGAGAGAGAGACAGAGUAAGAGAGAGAGAGAGAGCGAGAGAGAGAGAGAGAGUGAGAGUGAGCACUUCUCCUCGCGCUCCUCACAUUUGCACGAUGGCAUCAGAUCCAGGGCUGCUGCCUCUCCUUCUGUGGAUUAUAGCUUUGCAGGUGCUGGGAUCCAAAAGCACGACCAAUAAUGAAGUAAAUCUCCUCGACACCUCCACAAUAUCAGGAGACUGGGGCUGGAUGACAUAUCCAUCACACGGGUGGGAUGCAAUUAACGAAAUGGACGAAUACUUCAGCCCCAUUCAUACAUACCAGGUGUGCAAUGUCAUGAGCCCCAACCAGAACAACUGGCUCCGUACCAAAUGGAUCCAACGCAGCGGUGCUCACCGAGUCUAUGUGGAGAUCAAGUUCACGCUCCGUGACUGCAACAGCAUGCCGGGCGUUCUAGGUACGUGCAAGGAGACCUUCAACCUCCACUACUCUGAGACGGAGCGUGACGUGGGAACCAGCCUCCGAGAGAAUCAGUUCUCCAAGAUCGACACCAUCGCAGCUGACGAGAGCUUUACUAAUGUGGACCUGGGAGUGAGGAGGCUUAAGCUGAACACGGAGGUGCGCAGUGUAGGGCCUCUAAGUAAGCGCGGCUUCUACUUGGCCUUUCAGGACAUCGGUGCCUGCAUUGCCGUCGUCUCGGUGCGAGUCUACUACAAGAAAUGCACAGGCCUGGCGAGGAACCUGGCUGUGUUCACGGAUGUGGUCACGGGGGCGGAUUCCUCGUCCCUGGUAGAGGUCAGAGGUCAGUGCGUGGACCAUGCUGAGGAGAAGGACACUCCCAAGAUGUACUGCAGCGCUGAGGGGGAGUGGCUCGUUCCUAUUGGACGGUGUGUGUGCAGUGCUGGGUUUGAGGAACACAGAGAGGCUUGUAUUGCCUGUGAAGUGGGCUUCUACAAACCUUUGGCUGGAGGCCAGCUUUGUGGGAAAUGUCCUCUUCACAGCCACUCAGAGACCAGAGCGGCUCUUGCGUGCCCUUGUGACACCAACUACUUCCGGGCGUCAUCUGACCCUCCUGGUGCUCCUUGCACAAGACCGCCCUCUGCCCCUGUAAAUGUGAUCUCAUCUGUAAACGGGACCACCGUUAACCUGGAAUGGGGUUCCCCUCUGGAUACAGGUGGCCGUGCGGAUAUCAUCUAUGACGUGCAGUGCCAGAUAUGCGUAAAGGAUGGAGGGCAAUGUGAGGACUGCAACAUCAGAGGAACCUCUGUCAAUGGAAUAUUAGGAGCUGCUGUUGGAGCCCAAGGAAGUACUAGUGGAGGAACAACUGGGAAUGGAGGAAGUUUAGGUGGAAGUGGAUUGGUGUCACGGACAGGAGUUACCUCAAUCAGGUUCAUCCCCCAGCAGAAGGGACUGACGGAGCCAUGGGUGAACGUGGUCAACCUGGUGGCCCACACUAAUUACACCUUCCGCAUCCUGGUGAUGAACGGGGUGACACACUUGAGCAAGGAACCACUGCCUUAUGUCACGGUCAACAUUACGACAAAUCAGGCAGCUCCCUCUCAGGUGAUGGCUAUCCGUCAAGAGAAUACUAGCACAAAUAGCAUCACCCUCAUGUGGCAUGAACCUGAGCAGCCCAAUGGAGUAAUCCUGGAGUAUGAUAUUAAAUAUUAUGAAAAGGACAAAGAGCAGCAGAGCUACUCCACCCUGAAGUCAAAGGCAACAAGUGCUAAAGUGUCUGGGCUCAAACCUGGCACCAGCUACAUCUUUCAAAUCAGGGCCAGGACCUCGGCUGGCUGCGGCCGCUUCAGCUCCUCUGUGGAGAUCCAGACUGGAAAAGCAGUCCCCUUACGUUACAACACUGUGACGAUUAUCUGGAUCUCCAUGGCGCUGGUCUCGGGGCUCAUCGCCUUUAUGGCUCUCAUCAUCUGCAGAAAACGGCAAGAGGAACACUGUGGCUACAGCAAGGCUUUCCAGGAUUCAGACGAGGAAAAGAUGCAUUACCAGAAUGGCCACGUAUCAUUUCCAGAAGCCAGAUUUUAUAUUGAUCCCCACACAUACGAGGACCCAUGCCAGGCUGUCCACGAGUUUGCCAGAGAAAUUGAAGCUUCCCGGAUCAAAAUUGAGAAAAUUAUUGGUUCAGGAGAGUUCGGGGAAGUGUGUUAUGGCCGUAUGAGGCUGCCCGGCAAGCGGGACGUCCCCGUGGCCCUGAAGACUUUGAAGGUCGGCUACACUGAGAAACAGAGGCGAGAUUUUCUGAGCGAAGCCAGCAUCAUGGCCCAGUUUGACCAUCCCAAUGUCAUCCGUCUGGAGGGAGUGGUGACACGAAGUAAACCUGUAAUGAUCAUUACUGAAUACAUGGAGAAUGGCUCUCUGGAUUCAUUCUUAAGGAGACACGAUGGUCAGUUCACCAUCAUUCAGCUGGUCGGGAUCCUCCGAGGCAUUGCUUCCGGCAUGACGUAUCUGUCGGAUCUCGGCUACGUCCACCGGGACCUGGCUGCGAGGAACAUCCUGGUCAACAGCAAUCUGGUCUGCAAGGUUUCAGACUUUGGCUUGUCGCGGGUGCUGGAGGAUGACCCAGAUGCAGCUUACACAACCACUGGUGGGAAGAUCCCAAUCCGCUGGACAGCUCCUGAAGCCAUCGCAUACCGCAAGUUUUCCUCGUCUAGCGACGUGUGGAGUUACGGAGUGGUGAUGUGGGAGGUGAUGUCCUAUGGAGAGCGGCCAUACUGGAACCUCACCAACAGAGAUGUAAUAAAGUCAGUAGAAGAAGGCUACAGGCUUCCAGCACCAAUGGGCUGCCCCGCUGCUCUCCACACACUCAUGCUGGACUGCUGGCAGAAGGAGCGCAGCGAACGGCCCAGGUUCUGCCAGAUCGUCACGGUCCUGGACAAGCUUAUCCGCAACCCAGAGAACCUCAAGUCAAUGGACACAUUGUGCAGACUGAACAGCCCAUUGAUGAACAGAAGCAUUCCUGAUUUCACAACCUGCAGAUCGGUGAACGACUGGUUGGACACCAUCAAGAUGGGCCGCUACAAAAACCACUUUGCGUCAGGAGGUUAUCACACGCUCGGCCACGUGAUGAGCAUGAAUCAACAUGACAUCCAGAAGCUGGGGGUUACACUGAUGGGACAUCAGAAGAAGAUCAUGACCAGCGUCCAGGUGAUGCGAGCACAGGUGUUAAACCAGAGCGUGCCGUCGGUGCACGUAUAAUCGCCUGCGGUGUCAAUAUAAAUACAUAAUCAUCUGAUGUGUGUGUUCGGGUCAUGUGUUACGAACUCUUAAAGACUCCCCUCUGGAAAGAGAACGUCAAGAGGACUCUAAACUCCAAGGGUUUCCUUCUCGGCACUGGAUUUAUUUUUUUUUUGUUAACGAAAAUCCCUGCAUUCUUUCUCCAAUGUUCUCUUGGAUAUUUUUUGUUCAUUUCUUCUUUCAGUAAGUGGAUAGCCUGCCUUAAAGACCAUGGAUAAUUGAAAUAUCGGUGUAUAUAAAGGACGAUUUGAUGAACGUCUCUGAUAUAUAGCUGAGAACCGGAGCACUUCACAAUUGAAACAGCAUUAAUGAUUCAAUGAGUGUUUCUAUUUAAAUAUUGACAAUUAAAAAAAAAAAACAAUAAAACUGAGAUGAAGUGAAGAAUAUAGUAUAAGUACCAAGGAUAUAAUCUAUAAUCUAUUAUCCAUUUUCCCAGCAGAACUAAAUAUCACACAUGGAAAAAUACUGAAUUGAAAACGAUGAAUGAAUUAUUCUGAAAAUUUGUCCCAAUUUGCAUAACAAAGGAAAUGAAAGUGAUGUGUCAUUAAAUGUCCAUCCAAAAAAAAAAAAUAUUGAUAACAGUAGAAAUGGGGGGAAGGGGGGGAGUUUUGGGGUUUGAUUGUUCGUUUACUUUAAUACUUUACAAACCAUCUAAAAAUGACAUUCUGCACCCGGUUAACGCUGAUAUCUUUGGCUUUUCAUGGACUAAUUAAUUAUGUGCAUAUUAGCCACUUAAAGGUCAUUUGUGACUCUUUUUUUUUACCUGUCAGCGAGUACGCUGAAUGAGCUUUAGUUUCCGUCUGCUGAUUCGAAACAAUAGGACUCUGCCCAACUAGAAUGUUCCUCAAAAUUAGAAAUGUGAAGCGUAUCGAUUUGUCGCCGUAAUAUUUCACCUAUUGAAUUAUAAUUCAGACCAAAGCAUCAAACAAGAGUCCAUAUUUGACUAAUAGUCUACUCUUCAGUGAAGUCAUGUGGUACAUAAUAUGGUAAUAAAAUAAUAUAUCAUGUUACAGUAAAUACUAUCAAACCUGCACAAAAGUUGUAAGAAAAGAUGCCAAGGUUAUAGUUAGGUUUUAGGGGCAGGGUUACUCGUACCUUCUUAUGAAUUAAUACGUAUGAAAUCAAGUGAAAUCUCCAUUGCACGUACAAACUGAUCGUGAGAGUGUGUGAACUCUAUCCAUGCAGUCCACGUUCACAAUGUUUUACCUCUGUGCUGAUAAUGUUGGGACAUUUCAAUAAGCAUUUUCAUUUAAAAAAAAACCUAAUAAUGCUCAACUACUAUA
Molecule: messenger RNA, 4577 nt
Organism: Ictalurus punctatus (channel catfish)
Lineage: Eukaryota; Metazoa; Chordata; Actinopteri; Siluriformes; Ictaluridae
Gene: epha8
Product: eph receptor A8
Exons: 17
Coding region: 163-3255 (1030 amino acids)
Biological process (GO): cell surface receptor protein tyrosine kinase signaling pathway; axon guidance; protein phosphorylation
Cellular component (GO): neuron projection; plasma membrane
Molecular function (GO): transmembrane-ephrin receptor activity; protein binding; ATP binding
Source: RefSeq, a predicted model, not a curated record